CAGACCACGGCGGAUGCACGGUGACAGACAGUAGCCGGUCCCCGCAGAGCCUUCACUCCCAGGCGGUCUCCUGAGUCGCUGAAGGAUCCGAACGUUGUCUGGAUGGACUGACAGCUUCCAGCACUUUGUCAACGGAAAAUCCAUCUCCAGACCAGCCCUCGGCCCCCCUUGCCCCGUCCCUUUAACCAACAUGAACUCCUUGUCUCAUGGCUCCCGUGCCUCCAUCGACAUCCUGGAGGAGCUCCAGCUGAUUGCUGCGCAGAAUCUGGAAAAACUGGACAUCAACAAGUACUAUGAGAUCAUCCGUGAGCUGGGAAAGGGCACCUAUGGAAAGGUGGACCUGGUCAUCCACAAAAUCAGAGGCACGAAAAUGGCGCUAAAGUUUCUGAAGAAAAAGACCACCAAGCUGAAGAGCUUCCUGAGAGAGUACAGCAUCUCUCUCUACCUGUCGCCCUGCCCGUUCAUCAUCAACAUGUACGGGAUCGCCUUCGAAACUGACGACUACUACAUCUUUGCUCAGGAGUACGCGCAGGCGGGAGAUCUGUUUGACAUCAUCCCUCCACAGGUGGGACUUCCUGAGGCGGUGGCGAAGCGCUGCGUGCACCAGGUGGCCAUUGCUCUUGACUACCUGCACUGCAAGAAGCUGGUGCAUCGUGACAUCAAACCCGAGAACGUCCUCAUUUUUGACCGAGAGUGCAGAAAGGUUAAGCUGUCAGACUUCGGCAUGACACGACGCGCCGGAUCGCCAGUGAAGCGCGUGAGCGGAACCAUCCCGUACACGGCACCGGAGCUGUGCGACACUUCCCGACACGAGGGGUUCUGCGUGGAUUACAGCACAGACGUGUGGGCAUUCGGGGUGCUGCUCUUCUGCAUGCUGACAGGAAACUUCCCCUGGGAGAAGGCCAUGCCCAAUGAUGCCUUCUACGAGGAGUUUGUCCGCUGGCAACGCCGUCGGACCGCCGCCGUGCCAUCGCAGUGGCGCCGCUUCACCGAUGAAGCCUUGCGAAUGUUUCGUAGGCUCCUUUCCAUCGAGCAGGAUCGCCGCUGCUCUGUCAAAGAAGUCUUCAGUUACUUCAACCAGUGCUGGAUGCUGGAUACUGAGAAUGGGAACUGUAAUGGCAGCAGCGGGGCUUUGGCGAGUAGUGCGCCACCUCUGGACAUCAGCUCAUCGUCAUCAGAAGAAGACGUACUUGUGGACAGACUGAAGCAACAGAGCCUGUCGCCUGCCUGCGUGGCGGCAAAGGGAGGGGUCAUGAUGGACACCCAGUACUCCUCCAUGUCCACCAACAGCUCGCCGUCCUCCACCGGCAGCUACGAGCGAGUCAACAGAGAGAACAACGAAAGAGGGCGCAUCCUGGUGACCACGCCCAUUGAGAUCUGCGUGUAGAGACGGCGCAGCGCUGCCUUCGUGCUACCUGCUCACGCGUGUGUGCUGACGAAAAAGAUUUCUCCGAGCGGGAGAAAGAAGUGCGGCGAGCGAUGUUUGGCAUCGGGAAACGAACGACAUUCGUUGUAGCUUUGUCGCGGAUUUGCUCAUUUCUGAUGAAGAUGAACUCUGAGGAAAUGACCCGCGACACUCACACAGCUGUAGCUUCCUGUGUGUGGUUUCAGUUACAGGAUUUAAAAAAACAACCAAGAAAAGCUGAGGACGGGAAAACAAAGAAAAGCAAACAUAAUCCACAAGCAAUAGGUUAAAAAAAAAUAACGAAAAGAGAAACUGAAGAAGACGACGAACAUGGUUUGUGUGUAACGAGACCGUGACUUUGUGUUUAACGUGUUAGUUAUGUUCACAUUUGGUAGAUUUGUUCAUGUAAAGCGUUUUUAUUUGAAGUUAAUUUAUUUAUUUAUGUCACACAAAUUUAUUUAGUAUUUAUUUUAUCAAGUGGGACCACAGAGCUGAAGAUUGUGAGGGUUUUUUUUCUUUUUUUUCCGUAUGAGAAAUAAAAAAAUAAUUUUCAGCUACUACAAAAAGAAGAAUUGUAGAAGCAGGUGGAUUUUCCCUUCACAUAGCUACACAUUUCUUUGAAGGUACUUUUUGUAGAAAUCUCUGCAAAAGCCAAUAAAAACGUUCACCACAAGGUGGCAAUGUGGUGAACAUUUUUGCAUUCUAUUUCUAUUUCUGUUUUUUUUUUUUUUUGUAUUUUUUUUUUUGUAUUUUGCUGAAAGACGCCUUCAAAUCAAAUUUUAUUGUUUCGAAUCCCCCCCCCAACACAAAUGAGCUAAGACUAGCUUAAAUAACAUUGAAAUAGCUCAUGUUAGCAGGAUGCUACACUGACUUACGAUGCAGUGAUGGUUCAAAUUUAAGUAAUUUUUUUUUUCAUGUUUUUCCAUGAUGCUCAACAAGCUGUACAGUAGUAGUCAACUUUAGCCUACCCCCAUUAUAGGGAAGUAAUCUAAAUGCACACUUUUUAUGGUCUGUCAAAAUUUAUCUGCUAAUAUUAUCAAAUAACUACUAAAAACAUCCAAAACAGUUUUUCUAGUUGCAUGGUGCAAAAAUGGAAAACUGUACCCUUUCAUUGAACAGUUAGUUAUUCUGCGGUAUGUUUGGACUUUUUUUUUGGGGGGGGGGG
This is a messenger RNA of Pelmatolapia mariae (spotted tilapia), 2570 nucleotides long. Its product is annotated as un-named sa1261. NCBI's taxonomy places the organism in Eukaryota, Metazoa, Chordata, Actinopteri, Cichliformes, Cichlidae. The transcript has 4 exons. The record is from RefSeq and is a predicted model, not a curated record. Gene Ontology annotation, molecular function: protein serine/threonine kinase activity; ATP binding. The coding region runs from base 191 to 1387 and encodes 398 amino acids. Gene Ontology annotation, biological process: peptidyl-threonine phosphorylation; peptidyl-serine phosphorylation.